Messenger RNA from Nerophis lumbriciformis (worm pipefish), 3354 nucleotides. The record is from RefSeq and is a predicted model, not a curated record. Lineage: Eukaryota; Metazoa; Chordata; Actinopteri; Syngnathiformes; Syngnathidae.
AUGCUGGAGGAAGACUCGGAUGCAGCAGACACAGCUCUAGUGGGGGACGGUAAUGCCGGGAUGGAGAGCGGAGACCUGAGGGCGGAGGUGGUGCGCCUUACUCUCGAGCUCCAGGAGGCCACAGAGGAGAAGCUACAGGCCGCCCGCUACGGCCUUGUGGUCUUGGAGGAGAGUUCGGCUCUCAAGAUCAGAAAUCAGCAAUUGGAAGAGGAACAUGAAGCCCUCAAAGCAGAGCUGCAGCAGCUCAAAGAGGCCUUUGCAGAUUCCGUAAGUAGCCAAAAGCGUGCAGCCGCUGACGGAGAAUGCCGGGAGGAGAACCUCCUGCAGGAGACUGCAUCUAAGGAGGCUGCCAUGGCAACCCGCUUGGAAGAAGUCCAGGGAGAACUAAAGCAAGCUCGACUUGCUUUAGGCAACGCCCACGCUGAGAUUGACAGGCUUGGGGUUGUCUCAGUUCAGCUCAAAAAGGACUGUGAGUGUCUGGAGGCAGAGAAAGGGCAUCUGAGGGAUGAGAUGAAGGAGUUUAAAGUACGUGAGCUGCGUCAGUUGCAAGACAAUAGUGAGCUGGAAGAAGAGAACACAUCUCUUCAAAAACAAGUGUCGGUGCUCAAGGAAAAUCAGGUGGAGUUUGAAUCACUAAAACAUGAACUGAACCAAAAGAAUGAGGAGCAGGAGGAGCUGCGAGCUCAAAUGGAGGAGGCCGCGAGGCUGCGGGAGAUUGCAGAGCACCAGUUGGAUGAGGUCUUGGAGUCCUUGAAAGAGGAGAGGGAGCAGAAAAACAGUCUCCGUCGGGAACUUUCUGCCUUGACCCUGAACCCCUUUGACUCUGUGGGCAACCUGGAACUUCACUUGGACCAGUUGGAUGACGGACAAGAAGUAAGCCGGACGGGAGAGGGUGAGGUUCAGGGAAAUGACCUAGACAGCGGCAUUAAAAGCAACAUCGAUCCGACUCACCCUGCUCAUGGGGGCUCCAAAAGUAAUGGCGUCGUGCAACGUUACUCCACUCCACGCAACAGUGACAUAUUCCUGCGUGCUCCAGCUUCUGGGCUUGUGUCUGACCUCUUGAGUGAGCUCCACUUUUCAGAUAGCCAAAAACUUAAGCAGCAACUCCUACAGGCUGAAAGAGAAAAGUCAAGUCUUAUCAGCAAGGUGGAGGAACUGCAGAUGCAGUUGGUGAUGUCCAAGCAAGCACUGAGUCAGCACGAGGACAAAGUUGGAUCUCUCACGCAACAGCUGGAGGCUGUGCAGAGCAGCCAACAGCAAAACCACGAGGCAGAUGACGAUGAGGCCAAGAAUGCAGACGGCGCUGAUGUCGUCUUUGACUAUGAGGUUGACACAAAGAGUAAAGAAGUGCUGGAGGCACGUAUGCGCGCAGCUAGCGAAGAGCUUCUGAAGCUGCGCGAUGAACUGUCUCAGGCAGGUACUCGCUAUAACACCCUCGAGCAAAGAUACAAACAGGAGAAGGAUCGAUGGCGAUCGGAGGCCCAGGAAUUGGCUGACAAGAUCCGCCAAUGCAUCAAGUCCAGCAGGCAGGACCAGGAGCGAAUCAGUGAAUUGGAAAUUGAGAUCGGAGCCACGCGCAAAGUGGCCAGCGAUUCUGAAGGGCAUCUGAGUGUGGCUCAAGAAGAGCUGCUGGCCUUUUCUGAGGAACUGUCCAACCUCUACCACCACAUCUGUGUUUGCAACAACCUGACACCCAAACGGGUCACCUUAGACUAUUACCGUGAAAGCGGCAGAGUGCACGGCGGAGCUGGUGCUAGAAGGCCACUCCACAUCUCCACCCCGCCUAACUCCCAGAAGAAGCCACGAGCCAGUGACACAUUCAUCUCCAAAGCUGCGGCUUUGCAGUUCAUGGGGGAGGUGGACAGUGCAGGAGCCUCUGUAGAAUCUCCUAGUUGCCCUGGAUCCCCCAACCUGGAUUUCAGGGACCCAUCCAAUGUCCGCAACUUGGUUGCGGUUAUCAGAUGCCAGAUCAAACACCUCCGGGUGGCAGUGGAUCUCUGUCGUCAGCGGGGUGCUAUGCCUUACUCGGGCCUAAGUAGCAGUAUGGAGAUGGAGCGGGAUGCGGAAAGUCUGCUGGAAGAAGUUCUAAAGCUUAAGUCGCUCCUUAGCACUAAGAGAGAACAGAUUGCCACUCUCAGAACUGUCCUCAAGGCAAACAAACAAACUGCUGAGUUGGCUUUGUCCAAUUUAAAAACCAAGUAUGAAACCGAGAAGGGCAUGGUGUCAGAAACUAUGAUGAAACUACGAAAUGAACUCAAAGCACUGAAAGAAGAUGCUGCCACCUUCUCUUCACUCCGGGUUAUGUUUGCAAGUCGGUGCGACCAGUACGUCACCCAACUGGAUGAAAUGCAGAGACAGCUGGCAGCCGCUGAGGAUGAGAAGAAGACGCUUAACUCCCUGCUGCGCAUGGCCAUCCAGCAGAAAUUGGCUCUUACGCAGCGCUUGGAGGAUCUGGAGACCCCGUUGUCUCCUCACAGCUUGAACAGCAGCCCUCGCCGCUCCAGAGCCAAGGAGCUGGCCACCAAGUCGGGACGAGCAGGACGGAGCCCCAGAAACAGCCCGGCGCGCCCCACCGUGAGGAGCAGCCCGCGAGCCAGUCCAGUUCUGGGAAGCAGUGUUCCCGCUAUGGCCACCCACCACCUACGAGCACUCACUCGAAGCCUCCACACGAGCCCCGUAAGAACCCCGCUUACUCCUUGCGCCCACACAACCAAGGGGCUUCUUCCCCGAGACGCCACAUUCGUGCGAAGUCGGAGCGUCAGUGAUGUUUCUCAUUCGGGGUCAAGUGCCGGGUGCUCCAGCUCACGUAAGAGCUCCAUCGGCUCGGCCAGCGGCGAGUCUGUGCUUCAAACAAACACGAGAAAAGAAAGCCGGAGAGCUUCUGUUCCCUCGCGCCAAGAAACGUUCAUCACAACUCGUGUCGUACCCGUGUCCUCCUCCAGGCAAAAGGCAUCAAUGUUCCUUGCGGGAAAUUUAACACAGACUAACUCUAUGCAUGGUUAUGCUAACAUGCCUGAAGCAUGGAGUGAGCCUAAAGAAAAGCUAGAUCUUGACCAUUCUGUGCGUAGAAAGCAACCAGUGGCUCCUAGGUCGAAAUCUGCACGUCCAUCAGUUGCGUCUCAGUCAGACGUGCUCUUGGCCCAUUUAAAUGCUAAAUAUCCAGAGACCCGGACAGCCACAUCUGUCAAUGCUAACGAUCCAGCAGGCAGAAGCAGGAUUUCCGGCAUUUGUAGAGAGUCUAGGCGUUCAUCUGAGUUUCGCGUGAAUUCCAGUAAACGCUCGAGUAGCAAAGCAGAGGCGACCAAUUCUGCCAGAGCGCACAGCUCGCAGUCAAGGUCGGGUCGCAGGCGAUGA